AUGGCAGCACCGCUUAAACUCGAGCUUCCUUGGGUGGAAAAGUAUCGUCCAAAACUUUUGAAAGAUAUUGUUGGUAACGAAGAUACAAUUGAAAGGCUGAAAGCGUUUGCUAUAGACGGUAAUGUCCCUCAUAUGAUCAUCUCAGGUUUGCCAGGAAUAGGGAAGACGACAUCAGUUCACUGUUUAGCCCAUGAGCUAUUGGGUGAUAUGUAUUAUGAUGCUGUUCUAGAGCUAAACGCUUCUGACGACAGAGGAAUAGAAGUGGUGAGAAACAAGAUCAAGCAAUUUGCACAUAAAAAGGUAUCGUUACCUCCUGGGAGACAUAAGAUAGUGAUCCUCGACGAAGCUGAUUCUAUGACACCUGGGGCCCAGCAAGCGUUGAGAAGGACCAUGGAAAUCUAUUCGGGUACCACCAGGUUUGUUUUUGCCUGUAACAUGUCCAACAAAAUUAUUGAGCCUUUGCAAUCCAGGUGUUCCAUACUUAGAUACUCAAAAUUAUACGACGAACAGGUUCUUUCCAGAUUGUUAUAUAUUUGCAAAGAAGAGGGUGUCAAAUACACAGACGACGGUUUGGAGGCUUUGAUCUUCACCGCAGAAGGAGAUAUGAGACAGGCUAUCAACAACUUGCAGAGUACUGUCGCAGGAAUGGGACUGGUCAAUGGGGACAAUGUAUUCCGAAUUGUGGACUCCCCGCAUCCUCUAGUAGUCCGACAGAUGUUGUUUAAGGCUGUUAAGGACUCUGACAUUGAUGCCGCCGUGGAUCUGCUGAAUCGGUUGUGGGAGAAGGGAUACAGUGCUGUUGAUAUUGUAAGUACCAGCUUCAAAGUGAUGAAGUCUGUUACCGAGAUUCCUGAGGCUGAUCGUCUGGAAGUUAUGAGAGAGAUUGGAUUCACUCACAUGAGAGUACUAGAAGGUGUCUCUAGCUACUUGCAAUUGGCGGGCAUGUUAGCCAGAAUUACUGGCACAGUUGUAUAG
Messenger RNA from Komagataella phaffii GS115, 975 nucleotides. Its product is annotated as Subunit of heteropentameric Replication factor C (RF-C). Gene Ontology annotation, biological process: DNA-templated DNA replication; DNA repair. The transcript has a single exon. NCBI's taxonomy places the organism in Eukaryota, Fungi, Ascomycota, Pichiomycetes, Pichiales, Pichiaceae. The coding region runs from base 1 to 975 and encodes 324 amino acids. Gene Ontology annotation, cellular component: Ctf18 RFC-like complex; Rad17 RFC-like complex; nucleus. The record is from RefSeq and is a predicted model, not a curated record. Gene Ontology annotation, molecular function: ATP hydrolysis activity; ATP binding; DNA binding.